UUUGUCCCUUGACUGAAUUGAUUAUGCAAUUAUUCAUCCAUGCGUUAGGGGGCGCUGAGACAGUGCAUUCCGCAUCACCAACGAAGAAGACUGGAAACAGCACGCGAACAACAGGCAGUCGUGUAUAUGAGGAGGUUUAUAUGCUACUACCGAAAACAGUCGUCAUGCAUGUUUGUCAGCGGUGUGUGAGUUUGUUGCUCUCGAGGCCUUUAUCUGCAGCUCUCCAGCAGUCGACACUCGCACUGCAUCAGCGCGCACAUCUCACACUGCUGCAGCACAGCACCAGACACACACACAGCAGACAGACAUGGAGACACUUCACGGACCACCAAGCUGCCUCGCCAGAUGUGUAUAAUAAGAUUGAUCUUGCGCAGAAAGAGGUUGUGCCAUUCAAUUCUGACGUGCAUCGAAUAGAUUUGGACGCAGCUGUGCAUCCUUCACCACUUCAGGAAAUCAGCGAGGAGGAAGCAGUCCAGAUUCACGUACCUUCUGCCCUUCCACCAGAAUCUUCCACACUCAGACCUUAUGUUGAUGAAUCAGAAACUCUCAGCAAACUGGUUCAGCUUGGUGUCAACCUCUGGAAACUAGAACAGAGACCCAAUGUGGGUUCCAUGCUGGUUAGACUUGACUUCCAUGCCGAUGUUGCACCCAAACUACUGCUCCUCAAAGAUCUGGGAGUUGAAGAGACUAAACUGGGCCAACUGCUCACCAAGAACCCCUUCAUCCUCACAGAAAGCCUGGACAACCUUGAAGCCAGGGUGUCCUACUUGAAAUCAAAGAAGUUCAGUAAGCAGUCUGUGGCUGCUAUGGUGAGCAAAGCUCCAUACCUGCUUAACUUCAGUGUUGAGAGACUCGACAACCGCCUUGGAUUUUUUCAGAAGCAGUUGGGACUCAGUGCUGAGAAGACCCGAGAUGUUGUGACUCGUCUACCAAAACUAUUGUGUGGCAGUUUAGAGCCAAUUAAAGAGAAUCUAAAGGUUUGUGAACUGGAGUUUGGAUUUCGUGGAAAUGAAAUCCAGCAUAUUGUGACCACGGUUCCUAAAGUCCUAAUAGCCAAUAAAAGAAAACUCACCCAAAUAUUUGACUUCAUUCACAACACCAUGGAUGUUCCACACUCGCUUAUUGCAAAGUUCCCACAGGUCCUUAAUGCCAAAUUUCUUCGCAUCCGGGAGCGACACUUGUUUCUAGAGUACUUGGGCCGGGCUCAGUACCAACCAUCUCAACCCAACUACAUCUCCUUGGAUCGCUUGGUGUUCCUGCCUGAUGAAGUUUUCUGCUCAGAAGUAGCAUUAGCCACUCUUGAAGACUUUGAAAGAUUUCAGAAAACGUUGUAGAUGUACAGAAUAAAUGGAAUUAUGUUUAAUAGUUUGGUUGUAUGAACAUAGUUUUAUAAAUAAACAUUGAAAAGUUAAAUUGG
Messenger RNA from Cyprinus carpio (common carp), 1417 nucleotides. It is a transcript of the gene mterf3, whose product is annotated as mitochondrial transcription termination factor 3. Lineage: Eukaryota; Metazoa; Chordata; Actinopteri; Cypriniformes; Cyprinidae. Gene Ontology annotation, molecular function: double-stranded DNA binding. Gene Ontology annotation, biological process: mitochondrial ribosome assembly; regulation of DNA-templated transcription. The record is from RefSeq and is a predicted model, not a curated record. Gene Ontology annotation, cellular component: mitochondrion.